AUGCCGACGCACGAUGUGCUGGCUCUCCUGGUGUCGAGCCACCUGGUUGCUCUCCAGCCUGCGGCCGCGGUCGGCGGCAAGGUGGAGACGCUCUCCAUCGAUCUGGCGUCGGGCGAGGUGAAGGUGACGCAGCAGGCACCGGUGGGGCCGAGCGCAGAGCGCGUCCUCGCGGUUAUCGGCGCGUUCAGGCUGCGGGCGGCGACGGUCGUGGCGGUCGUGACGGGCGCGCAGAGGGUGGCCACCUUGAACGGCCAACCAGUGUUCAAGGUCAUCAACACGAGGCUCAUCACCCCCAAGAACGCAAACUUUGACGCCGGCGACAAGAGGCUCCUGGCAUACCUGCGUGAUGCAAUCAACCCAGAGGGCACAGGCCGCGGCCUGCACUUUGCAUACAGCUCAGACCUCACCCUCAGCGCCCAGCGCCUGGCUGACGUGCUGGCCAACCCAGCGACGGCGUCCAAGCCGCCGGCGAGGCGCGCCGACUAUUCAUACUUUUGGAACAGGACCCUGGCCAAGCCCCUGCUGGGUGCGCGGGCUGGCGCGGCCGACUUUCUGGCCGCCUUGCCGCUGACUCUGCCCGCGCGCAACCUCCCGUUCCGCGGCGCUGCAUUGUUUGCCUGUGACAACGACGGCCCCUGCCGUGCGGCCCGCGGUUUCCAUGCAGAUGCGGGCGCGGACGCGUUUGUGCUGACAAUGAUCCUCGGCAGCGUGGGCCAGAUCACCGGCGUCGAGGCCAAGACGUACGGCAGGAGUGCCAAGCUGGACAUCACCCUGAUCGCGCGCCGCAGCGCCGACCGCUCCGGCACGCGCCACUGGCGCCGUGGCGCCGACACGCAGGGCGCCGCGGCAAACCUGGUGGAGACGGAGGAGAUUGUGGUGCUCAACGGCGGCCAGGUGUCGGCCAGCUACGUGCAGCUGCGCGGCAGCAUCCCGCUGAUCUGGACCCAGAUCCCAAACAUCAAGUACAAGCCCCCCACCAAGCUGCUGCAGGGGGAGGCAUCGACGGCGGCGUUUGACGCCCACGUGGACGGGCUGCUCAAAAAGUACAAGUCGCUGGUUACUGUAUUUGUCAGAGCCCGGGUGUGA
Messenger RNA from Monoraphidium neglectum, 1086 nucleotides. RefSeq names its product Phosphatidylinositide phosphatase SAC1. Gene Ontology annotation, biological process: phosphatidylinositol dephosphorylation. Bases 1 to 1086 code for a protein of 361 amino acids. The transcript is spliced from 8 exons. Gene Ontology annotation, molecular function: phosphatidylinositol-4-phosphate phosphatase activity. Gene Ontology annotation, cellular component: endoplasmic reticulum. NCBI's taxonomy places the organism in Eukaryota, Viridiplantae, Chlorophyta, Chlorophyceae, Sphaeropleales, Selenastraceae. The record is from RefSeq and is a predicted model, not a curated record.